This is a messenger RNA of Polistes dominula (European paper wasp), 4417 nucleotides long. RefSeq lists its product as uncharacterized. The record is from RefSeq and is a predicted model, not a curated record. Gene Ontology annotation, molecular function: protein binding. Lineage: Eukaryota; Metazoa; Arthropoda; Insecta; Hymenoptera; Vespidae.
AUCUUUUUAAUCUCCUUUUUAUUUCGAAUAAUCAACUUUGUGGCGUUUGAUAAGCGAAUAAAACGUGAACGAAGAAACCCAUUAAAACUGUUGUAUCAAUGACCGGUAAAGAUGUAAUGUUAGGAAAACCUGCGCCUAGGUGUUUUUGACGGUGAAAAAGUCAAGUAAAACAUCAUUUUAUAUUGUUUUGAUAUACUACUCUAUUUACUAGUACAACACAACACAAUAAUAACUAUUACUACUACAUUAUUACUGCUACCACUACUGUUACUGUUACUACUACUAUUACUACUAUUAUUUUAUUACAAAUAUUACGGAAUUAAUGUGUAAUCUUUUCGAUAUGGCGCUCACGUAUUGAAUACCAACGUUAUAUACAUGUAAAUUUUCUACGUACGCAUACAUUCUUAACUAUUAUUCUUUUUCUCUCUCUCUCUCUCUCUCUCUCUUUCUUUCUUUCUUUAUUUUUUUUUUCUCGUUAUCCUAGCCAAAUCGUCAAUCUUCACGUCGCAUUCCUAUUUUUCCAUUCGAUUAGUUAAAUAAACAGAGAGACAAAGAAGCUAAUCUAGAGCUAACAAUCGAUAAGGAAGAAACAAGAAGAAGAGGAACAUGUGACGCGAAAUUAUCAAACAUGGAAGAUGGCAAACUUAUAAGGCACGACAAUGGAAAGAUCAAUUUGUUCGAUUAGAGAUACCAACGUGUGAUCUUGUUGAUCGUAGAAGAAAACAAAAACACACGUACGUGUUACACACAGAGAGAAAGAAAGAGAGAGAUACGCGAUAUUAAUAUAUAUAGUGUGCCCACGAGAAUUUCUGUAUUAGUACGUAGUACAUUUUAUAUACAAAGAUACACCGUUUUUUAUAUGUCGUAUAAAAAGAAAUUACAUGGAUGUUUUCAACAUUGGCAGCUAUACCUCUCCCCCCAACCCAGAUUGUUUCUAUGGUGAGAAAAGUGAUAUAUAACUAUAAUGAUGAUGAUGACGAUGAUGAUGAUGAUGAUGAUGAUGAUAAUGAUGAUGAUGAUGAUGAUGAUGAUGACGAUAUGAUGAUUGUCUAACAUCCACAGUAGAUGAGUUUAGCAAGAGAGAUUCAUUUAGCAAUACGAAAAGCAAGAAAGGAAAAUAUCGAGAAGCGAGGGGGGAAAAGGAGUAGAAGAGGGGGAGAUAAUGCAUGAACGUGAAGGCGGGUGUUUUUGUGUGGGUGUAGAUGUGUGGGAGCGUAGGUGUGUGCGAGAGGACGCGCGUCGUCGCGACGCGUUUCGCGCACCACCGGUCAUCCUCGUUCACGCACGGAAAGCAGCACCCUGUGCUCUCUCUCUCUUGGAUUAUCAUAUUUCUUUCUUUUCCUAGCCUUUCGAAUCGUCACGAACUUUUUCUAAGGGGACUCAAUAAAACGUAGAAGAGGAUCGGCAGGACGAUUAGAAGAAAUACACAGGUCGUGAUCGCGACACUGGGCUAAACAACACGCAUCUUUCCUCUUUCCCGGGGGGGCAGCCAUUUGCUACGAUCGAGUUGUGUGUAGAAAAUAAAAGGUGUACGCACUAUAAAAACGGAAGGCGAUGCCACCUUGUAGUAGGCCAGCUCGUAUCGUGAUAAUCAAACACUAACAAUCCUUACGCUCUUCGAUGCCACGACGCCAAAAUCUGUCAACGCCUACGAAGAAAAAUAUUUGAAUUUUUCUUACCUGAACAGUCCUCUAUACAGCUAAAAGGAUUCUCAGCUUCGAAUAUCGCGACCCCACGCUUACUUGUACGGCAUAUGGAAGUGUACAGAGAAAAUCUCUAUUACCAUUGGCUUAUUUCAGAUAAGCCGCAAAAAGUAAGCCAAUCAGGGCCGACCUUUUAUGUUUUGAUGCGUUUCUUUUUAUCCCUCGAUAAAAUGUCUGCUCUUAAAAAAGGCGGGAAAACUAGGGCUCAAAAAUGAUUCUCCUUAUUUUUAUCGAUUAUUGUUCUUUAUAGUUAACUUUCAUACGCCAUUAAAAAAAGAAAAUUUUAUCUUUUUAUUUUUUAUAUUUACGUGUAAUUUAAUCGUUACGAAUUAUUGAAAUUAUUGACUAAAAUAUUAUAUAAAAAGGUUAGAUCGUAUUUCUAUUAUAGGUGGUGCCACUUUCUACACCGUUGCAUUAGGAAUAGGUUGAUCGCAGGCCAGCCAACGUCUAAUAAAACUAAAAAAAGAAAAAAAAUAUCCUCUACGUUGUCAAAGUGUGACUUGUGGCAUUUAUAUAAAUCGUGAUUAUGAGUUUAUGCGAACGUAAGCUUUUUUUUUCUACCAUUUCGACGUAAGACAUUCAUUGUAAUUUGAUUUAAAUUGAAAUUCAAGAAUUAUAUCUCACUUACAAAUAAAUAAUAAUAUACUGUUAAUAAUCACAUUUUUAUAGUAUUACUUUUUUAUAUUUAUACCUAAUUCUCAUGUUGUUCAGAUACUACAAAAUAUUAAUUUAUUUUAUUAUAAUUAUAUUUUUUUUUAUUGUAAAACAUUUUUACACGUAGUAUAUAAUUGGUUCAUUUACAAUGCAAUUUGACCAAUCAGCAUUUUUUAAAACGAAGUUACACAAAUGGAAAUAAUAUCUUGGUAGAACUGAAAACAAUAGUUAAUUAUUACCUGUUAUAUUGCAUCCGAUAAUUAAUUACUGACUUAAUUAGUACGUUGUAGCUACAUUGUGCAUAUUCGCAUUCUGUUUCACGAAAUUUUUUUUUUCAUAUCUAUGUUUAUGCAGGGAUCAAUUUGAUUGGUCUAUAUUUGAUUAUAUUUUCGAUAAUAAAAAAUAUACGUCAAUUAUAUCGAUAUCAAAUUCGAUAUCUCGUUAAGAUUCAUCGAAAUAUAACCAUUCAUGAUUACCGCCAGAAAUUGAACGAUAAUUAAACGUUUUUAAUUUAACAAAACAAUUUAUUUAUUAAUAUUUAUAUUUAUCAAUUUUUAUUUGUACCAUGGACAGCAAAUAUUCUGACACUGUAUAUUCUUGGUUUGAAAGAUGUGGUAUCAUAUCAAAUAUUAGAACAAAUCUACGCAGAAAUUUGGUCAAUGCAUUAAAAUAUAAAGAUUUAUCUUUAAAGGAUUAUUGUAGUAAACCUAAACCAGCUAAACAAUAUGUUUUUGAUUUUCUUGUAGCGGAGUAUUUAUUUAAUGUUAAUUAUGCUUAUACAUUGUCAGUAUUUGCUAGUGAAGCACCACUUUUGAUACAGUUUGAUAAUCAUGUACCUGAUAGUUAUGAUGAAAGAAAAACACACAGUAAACAGAAGUUACAAAAAGAUUACAUAUAUCAUACGUUAGAAACUUUAGGAAUACGACCAAAUGAUCCUGAAGGACAAUAUAUUAUGUCAGAGUAUGUAAAUAAUGAUGCACCUUUACUUUUAUGUAUUUUAAAAUGUAUAUCUGUUUGUACAUUGAAUUUAAACAAAGUUCCAAGUUUUCAAAAAACUACAAUGACCAGUACCAAAGAAACACAGACAGAUAGUUCUCUACGAAUGAGUAUGGAAAUAGAAAAAUUAAGAUCUGUCAAGAAGAAAAUAUUUAAACAGAAACAAUUAUUUGACAUGCAAUUGAAAGAAAAAGAAAUUGGAUUAAAAAAUCGUGCCAUUGUUAUCGAAGAACAACUAAAUUCUUUGAAUAAAAAAUUAGAUAAAGCUCAGGAAUUAAUGAAUAUGGUUACUUUGAAAGAACAACAGUUGAAUGAAAAAAAGCAGAAAGAGGAACAACACUUGUUUCAAAAAGAAAUAGAAUUAUCUUUUAAACAGAACGCUUUGCUAUUAGAAAACGAAAGAAUACAAAAAAAGCAAGACAUGUAUGAGAGUUAUAAGCGUGAUUUGGAGAAAUUGCAAGAAGAGCUUGCUGUGACCAAAAAAGCUUUUUCUACCAAUUGCGAGUUAAGAGAUACAGGAAUACAAACGAGUUCUAGUAACGAUUUAGGAGAUCAAAAUAAAGAUGCACAAUUUCAUGGAGAAAAGAAAGAAUUGAUCAAGCUUUUGAAUGAUCAACAAUUAAAAAUAGAUGAAUUGACUCAAUACGCGAUUCAAUUAUCGCGUAGAUUUGAAGAAAUUCAUCAAUCGAGGUCUACAUUAAUUGAAGAUCCUGCGAUAACAAAAAAAGCUCUCUAUACUAACACCGUUGUUAGCGAGAGCAGUUCAACUGAAGAUAUAUUGCAAGAUGCUAAAUUACGUUUGAAACGUUUGGAAGAAGAAAGUAUAAAAGCCGAUAGGUUUUAUUAUAAUUCUAUUGCUACAUAAUUAAAUAUGUUAUAAAACAUAUUUUGUAUAAACAAACAUACAUACACACGCACACGUAUUUUUAGAUCGUAUAUCCAAAAGUGUCAAUGAUAAUUUAUUUUGUACAGAUAGUUGAUUACACCAGCACGAUGAUAUUGUACAUUUAUUGGGUUAUAUCGUUUAUAUAUAUAUACAGUAUUAUUAUUAUUAUUAUUAUUAU